AUGUUUACAAGAAUCGUUGCCAUUAUUUUUGUUGCUAUUUUCGGUAUCCUUCUCGCUGGUGGGUCCGUCAUAAAGCCCAAGCCGGGGAUACGAUUUCUUGAGCCAAUUUUGAAGUGUUACGGAGAUGGGCAAAACGGUAAUAUGGGUCGCCCCCAAUCGGAUGACGAAAUCAUAAAAACGGUCUGCCAGGAUAUGAAGGUAGGUACAGCGGUUACUACCAUUUACGUUGGGCCCCAAGCCUCUGUUUCAAAGCGAGGCUAAGUUGCCAAACUAUUGAUGUAAAAAUGAUUGUUCAUUCUCAUUCAAAUAAGACUCAUUUUUAAAAGAAACGUUCGGCACUUUCCCUGCGAGCACUAACAAGUGAAACUGACCAGAAAAAUCGUCACAAUGAUCACAGCUUUCAAAACAUGAACUAUCUCACUUAAAUCGAUGUACUGCACUUGUGGGAAUUCAACACUCAACAUCGCAGAGAUAAGUUAAUCAUGAUUUUUUUUAUACAUUAUCUAGCUGCCUGAAAUGAUGACUGCAGCAGAUUUUGGGGCAGAGUAAAAGCAAAAUAUUUAAUUUGUUGGUUAAUUAUUAACGAACCCAGUCUAACCUUCAUAUAGCAUAUAGGGGACACUUAACCAAGUCUCGAAGGUGUCCCCUGAAUAGAGGUACCACAGUAGCUAACAAAAAGCGUAUUCAAUUUUGCUUUCGGAUUGAUGAUAUGAAGAUUUUGGGAGAUAUCGAGGACCUUAUUCACCUCAGCCGGUAACACUAUCUUCGAUCAGCAAGUACAACUUCGUAUUAUCAUCCUAUCUAACCCAACAAUUGUUAAAAACUUUCCACUGGAAACCACCCGAAAAUUUGACCAUCAAGCUUAGAUCAGAUAUCUACUGCCAAGUUACUACAGAAGUGCAAAGCUUUUGUUUCGACUUCUUGCAGACGCCAUUAAGGCAGAACCAGCCCCUGUCCCUAAGGUUUUCAACUUCUUUGCCCUGACUGCAUACCAGACAAGCUAUCUUUAUAAGCGAUCAAAUCUGUGUCCAAAACUAUCUUAUGGACGUGUAAAGAAAAUUACAGAGGACUCGGGUGAGUAG
Porites evermanni is the source of this 1082-nucleotide messenger RNA. Lineage: Eukaryota; Metazoa; Cnidaria; Anthozoa; Scleractinia; Poritidae. The record is from the annotation of a GenBank genome assembly.